Molecule: messenger RNA, 921 nt
Organism: Rotaria sordida
Lineage: Eukaryota; Metazoa; Rotifera; Eurotatoria; Philodinida; Philodinidae
Source: the annotation of a GenBank genome assembly
AUGUCAUCAAUCUUUCCAAAUUGGUUUACUGAAACAAUGUUAUUUCAUCGAAAAACUUAUGAAUCUGAACAAAUGAAUGGAGAUAUAACUGCUGAACGUUUAAAAUAUCUUCUUGGUAUACAAUAUUAUACAAAUUUAUUUUCUCCAUCAAUUUUAAAUUUAUCAUCAUCAGGAACAAGUGAUAAAUCUGAAAAAACUGAAGAAGAAGAAGAAGAAGAAGAAGAGGAAGUAGAUGAACGAGAAGAUGAAACAGAAGAAUUUAAUUCAUAUAAAUGUAAUGAUUGUGAAAAAUAUUUUUCAACAUCUCAUGGUUUAGAAGUUCAUGUACGACGUACACAUUCAUCGGAUUUAAAACCAUAUUCAUGUGAUUUAUGUUCAAAAACAUUUAGUCAUUCAUUAUCACUUGCACAACAUCGAAUAACUCAUACACAAGAACGUUGUUUUCAAUGUAAAACAUGUGGAAAAUGUUUUAAACGUUCAUCAACAUUAUCAACACAUUUAUUAAUACAUUCUGAUACUCGACCAUAUUCAUGUAUACAUUGUGGUAAACGUUUUCAUCAAAAAUCUGAUAUGAAAAAACAUACAUAUAUUCAUACGGGAGAAAAACCUCAUAAAUGUAUUGUUUGUGGUAAGGCUUUUUCUCAAUCAUCAAAUUUGAUUACACAUAGUCGUAAACAUACGGGUUUUAAACCAUUUCAAUGUCAUAAAUGUUUACGUGCAUUUCAACGUAAAGUUGAUUUACGUCGUCAUAUUGAUACACAACAUGGUGCCGAGCAUCUUCAUGACAAUUUAUCUUUAAAACCAAUACAUCAUCAUUCACAUCACAACAGUAAUCAAAAUGAAAUAAAUGAAUCAACAAAUAAUAAUGGAAAAUAUGGACCAAUUGGUUCAUUGAUUCAAGAACUUGCUGCUCGACGUUGA